AGAACUCAAUCGGAAUUAAAAACACCACUCAUUUCACUGAAAUAAACACUCAAGGAUGGCCCUGUGCCUCAUGGGGUUGCAACACCUUUCGGCUCCUUGUACGAUGGUUGACUAGUGUGACAAAGGGUGGUUGCAGUGGCAAAUAGCGACACCCAGUGGAAGAGUGCUGGUUCGUGCUAUGGAGGCGCCGGUUCUUGGAAGGUAGCUCCUCUGGAUUCGGGCGGGGGCAUGCACGCUCAUACGAUGGGGAGUAGGGGGCCAUCGAUGGUGAGGGUGAUUAAGUUCGGUGAAGUCUUAUUGUGCAUUCGAGGAGGAACCAUCAUUCCAAGUACCCGAGGAUGUGUCGUCAUGUUGGUGAGAUGGUCGGGGAUCUUGAUGGUAGCUCGGGCGAGGCUCGUAGUAGGAGCUCGAUCGGGGGGGUUGUUGAAAGCUCGGACGAGGAUUGUAGUAUUAGCUCGGGCGGGUCUCAUAGUAGGAGCUCGGGCAGGGCUUGUAGUAGGGACUCGGACGGGGAUCUUGUUGAGACGCACUCGAACCAGCACCGUGUGUCACAUCCGAAGGAGGAGGCAUGCAUUGCUCCCGACCAAAUUGACGUAAUCAUCGAUCCGGCAGAUGCCAACUCCAUAAUAUGGUGACAAAUGAGAGGGACUCUCGCGCACCAUUGAUAUUCAUGCCCAGGGAAUUGUUGCGAAUUCCAGUUAACAAUGUUCUCAAGGUAAGGAUCAUAUAUGAUCUACAAAAGAAAUAACCACAUAAAGUUAAACGUAGUUA
Messenger RNA from Linum trigynum, 771 nucleotides. The record is from the annotation of a GenBank genome assembly. Lineage: Eukaryota; Viridiplantae; Streptophyta; Magnoliopsida; Malpighiales; Linaceae.